This is a messenger RNA of Brassica napus (rape), 1347 nucleotides long. RefSeq lists its product as uncharacterized. The coding region runs from base 1 to 1347 and encodes 448 amino acids. The transcript has a single exon. Lineage: Eukaryota; Viridiplantae; Streptophyta; Magnoliopsida; Brassicales; Brassicaceae. The record is from RefSeq and is a predicted model, not a curated record.
AUGGUACGUCAAAACCCUUUCUGUGGAACCAUCUUAGAGCAUCCGCACGAUCACAUCGAGUAUCUAGAAGAUUUGAUGGAUGACGAAUACAAUCGUUGUAAACUCUUUCCAUUUUUCUUUGAAGGUGACGCUAGAAAAUGGCUAGACCAACUACCAACAGGAUCGUUGACCUGUUGGAAGGAGAUAAGGAGUACCUUCAUCAAUCAAUUCUUCGAUGAGACGCGGUGCUGGGAUAUAAGGAAGAAAAUCUCCACCUUCCGUCAAGGUCGACGGGAAUCAUUCAGAAACGCAUGGGAGAGAUUUAAGAGCUACCAACUUGAAUGUCCUCAUCACAGCUACUCAGAGCCACAACUCAUUAGUACCUUUUACGGGGGUGUUAACUUGCAUUACCAGAUCACGCUUGACACAACCAGUGAAGGAAGCUUCAGUACCAGGAACCCUGAAGAAGGGAAGCGUCUGAUCAAGAAUAUAGCUACGGGUAGAUCCUACGAAAUGAUCGAGGUAGAGCGAGUAAGGAGAGUUGACUCAAUUGAUGAGCCACCUUUAGCACAAAUCAAAGAAUCUCUGGAUUCUUUUCACUCCGCUCUUGAGGAACGGAACCAAUUUGGGAUUUACCAAAUUGACGAUGACACCCUAUAUGAACUAGAACAACAAGUAGAUUUCGUGGAUAUCCAAACUUCAAAAAACGAGUAUCCUAACCCCGAUAACUUUACCCAAAAUUACGAUGCUACUGUUGGAUCACGCCAGGGCAGAGCGAAGUUUAGACUAAACCAAGCUUUCACGGGAAAUCGCAGAUUGGUGACUGACCUUAACGGAAAAAUAGACAUAAUGUACAGUGAGCUAAUAAGGAAGUUCGACGCUUUAAGUGAACACAUUAAGAGACUGGACGGUCAAGUCGCGGAAAACGCAACCGCCAUCAAAAGAGAGGCAGGACGUCUCCCUGUGCGGACUGACGCGAACCCGAAAUGUCAAAUUAAUGUCGUGUUACUAAGGAGCGGAAAACGCCUAAUCCCAAGCACGAUAGAAAUCAGUAACGCAGAAAAACAUGUUAUAGUUGAGGAAAACGGUGAAAAUAGGUCACGCCCGAUAAUCCUCGAUGAUUCCAAUACGAGUCAGAAACUCCUCGAGAGAAGGAGCUUCCCAACACUGAGGAAACAACCAUCAACCUCGAGGAGGAGGAAGAAGAGUUGGAGGAAGAUGUGGAAAUCGAUCGACAAGAGAGAACCAACGUCGAUCGACAUGCUACGGGAAAUAUCGAUCGACAUUCUGGAAACAAUAUCGAUCGACGAUCGACUCCUGCUGAACCAUCCUUCCCUCCUAACAAGAGGCAGACUAAGUGCGAAUUGA